UUGCGACAGGCUGCUGAAAAGUGUGCGUUUGGUGAACAAUUUACCGUGUAUCCUACCCCUUCACCUGCGCACGUUAGUGAGGGCCGGCGUGACGGCCAGGUACGGAAGCCCAGAGGGUUCCGCCCACCGCCACGGGGCCCGCCCCUCCGCCUCUCAACCCGCAGGUUGCCCAGCCCGCCGCGCCGCCGGGCUCCUCCUCCUCCUUUCCGCCCCGCCGGCCGCGGGCGCGGGGGACGUCAGCGCUGCCAGCGUGGAAACAGCGGCGGGGCGCGGGAGGAGGAAGUAGCGCCCCGGACCGCCGGGCCACCAUCGGCCGCCUCAGCCAUGGACGCGUCCCUGGAGAAGAUAGCAGACCCCAUGCUAGCUGAAAUGGGAAAAAACUUGAAGGAGGCAAUGAAGAUGUUGGAGGACAGUCAGAGAAGAACAGAAGAGGAAAAUGGAAAGAAGCUCGUGUCAGGGGAUAUUCCAGGGCCACUCCAGGGCAGUGGACAGGAUAUGGUGAGCAUCCUCCAGCUGGUUCAGAAUCUGAUGCAUGGAGAUGAAGAUGAGGAGCCCCAGAGCCCCAGAAUCCAAAAUAUUGGAGAACAAGGUCAUAUGGCUUUGUUGGGACAUAGUCUGGGAGCUUAUAUUUCAACUCUGGACAAGGAGAAGCUGAGAAAACUUACAACUAGGAUACUUUCAGAUACCACCUUAUGGCUGUGCAGAAUUUUCAGAUAUGAAAAUGGCUGUGCUUAUUUCCACGAAGAGGAAAGAGAAGGACUUGCAAAGAUUUGCAGGCUUGCCAUUCAUUCUCGAUAUGAAGACUUCGUAGUGGAUGGGUUCAAUGUGUUAUAUAACAAAAAGCCUGUCAUAUAUCUUAGUGCUGCUGCUAGACCUGGCCUGGGCCAAUACCUUUGUAAUCAGCUCGGCUUGCCCUUCCCCUGCCUGUGCCGUGUACCCUGUAACACUAUGUUUGGAUCCCAGCAUCAGAUGGAUGUUGCCUUCCUGGAGAAACUGAUUAAAGAUGAUGUAGAACGAGGAAGACUGCCCCUGUUGCUUGUUGCAAAUGCGGGGACUGCAGCAGUAGGACACACAGACAAGAUCGGGCGAUUGAAGGAACUCUGUGAGCAGUAUGGCAUAUGGCUUCACGUGGAGGGCGUGAAUCUGGCAACAUUGGCUCUAGGUUACGUCUCCUCGUCAGUGCUGGCUGCAACCAAAUGUGAUAGCAUGACGAUGACUCCAGGUCCGUGGCUGGGUUUGCCAGCUGUUCCUGCGGUGACACUGUAUAAACAUGACGACCCCGCCUUGACUUUAGUUGCUGGUCUUACAUCAAAUAAGCCCGCAGACAAACUCCGUGCCCUGCCUCUGUGGUUGUCUUUACAAUACUUGGGACUUGAUGGGAUUGUGGAGAGGAUCAAGCAUGCCUGUCAACUGAGUCAACGGUUGCAGGAAAGCUUGAAGAAAGUGAACUACAUCAAGAUCUUGGUAGAAGAUGAGCUCAGCUCCCCAGUGGUGGUAUUCAGAUUUUUCCAGGAAUUACCAGGCUCAGAUCCGGUGUUUAAAGCUGUCCCAGCGCCCAACAUGACACCUUCAGCAGUCGGCCGGGAGAGGCACUCGUGUGACGCACUGAAUCGCUGGCUAGGAGAACAGCUGAAGCAGCUGGUGCCUGCAAGUGGUCUCACAGUCAUGGAUCUGGAAGCUGACGGCACAUGUGUGCGGUUCAGCCCUUUGAUGACAGCAGCAGUUUUAGGAACUCGGGGAGAGGAUGUGGAUCAGCUUGUGGCCUGCAUACAAAGCAAGCUGCCAGUGCUGAGCUGCACGCUCCAGCUGCGCGAAGAGUUCAAGCAGGAGGUGGAAGGAACGGCAGGUCUCCUAUACGUUGAUGACCCUAACUGGCCUGGAAUAGGGGUUGUCAGGUAUGAACAUGCUAAUGAUGAUAAGAGCACUUUGAAAUCAGAUCCUGAAGGGGAAAAAAUCCAUGCUGGACUCGUGAAAAAGUUAAAUGAGCUGGAAUCUGACCUAACAUUUAAAAUAGGCCCUGAGUAUAAGAGCAUGAAGAGCUGCCUGUACGUGGGCAUGGCGAGCGACGACAUUGACGUUGCGGAGCUCGUGGAGACCAUUGCGGCCACAGCCCGGGAGAUAGAGGAGAACUCGAGGCUUCUGGAAAACAUGACAGAAGUGGUUCGGAAAGGCAUUCAGGAAGCUCAGGUCGAACUGCAGAAGGCAAAUGAGGAACGGCUUCUGGAAGAGGGGGUGUUGCGGCAGAUCCCCGUCGUGGGCUCCGUGCUGAAUUGGUUUUCUCCAGUCCAGGCUUUACAGAAGGGAAGAACUUUUAACUUGACAGCAGGCUGUCUGGAGUCCACAGAACCUAUAUAUGUCUACAAAGCACAAGGUGCAGGAGUCACCCCACCUCCAACGCCCUCGGGCACUCGUACCAAGCAGAGGCUUCCAGGCCAGAAGCCUUUUAAAAGGUCCCUGCGAGGUUCAGAUGCUUUGAGUGAGACCAGCUCAGUCAGUCACAUUGAAGACUUAGAAAAGGUGGAGCACCUGUCUGGCGGGCCGGAGCAGAUGACCCUUGAGGCCAGCAGCACUGAGGGACACCCAGGGGCUCCCAGUCCUCGGCACGCUGACCAGACCGAGGCCCUCAAGAAGGGGGCCCUGCGCCCAGAAGUUGACCACCCACAGGUGGGAAAACCAGGGUCCACAGAUUUAAAACUUAGCCUGUAAAUUCUCACCUCUAGUAUUUGCUUGUCAUCUUGCUGCAACCAGAAAUCCACAUGUGGAAAUGGUGUCCAGGAGUACGGUCCUAUACGAAUUUGUUCUGUCUCUGCAUCGUAAAUACUAAUC
Cebus imitator (Panamanian white-faced capuchin) is the source of this 2826-nucleotide messenger RNA. It is a transcript of the gene PDXDC1, whose product is annotated as pyridoxal dependent decarboxylase domain containing 1. Gene Ontology annotation, molecular function: carbon-carbon lyase activity; pyridoxal phosphate binding. The transcript has 24 exons. The record is from RefSeq and is a predicted model, not a curated record. Gene Ontology annotation, cellular component: intracellular membrane-bounded organelle. Gene Ontology annotation, biological process: carboxylic acid metabolic process. NCBI's taxonomy places the organism in Eukaryota, Metazoa, Chordata, Mammalia, Primates, Cebidae. Bases 325 to 2706 code for a protein of 793 amino acids.